Rubroshorea leprosula is the source of this 1726-nucleotide messenger RNA. NCBI's taxonomy places the organism in Eukaryota, Viridiplantae, Streptophyta, Magnoliopsida, Malvales, Dipterocarpaceae. The record is from the annotation of a GenBank genome assembly.
GUCCCAGGAAGGGAAAUAAAAACGAAACCAACGGUGUUGAUAUACCUAACCCUCUCAUCUGAGUCCUCUCCUCUCUCCUCUCUUCUCCAGCGUCCGAUCCAGUCCAAUCCCAUUCCCCAAAUCCAAUCUCCUUCUCUCCCGCCCUUUUUUUCCCCCAAGGAUUUCUGAGUUUGGAGGUAUGGCGGACGUGCCGGCGAGUCCAGGCGGAGGGAGCCAUGAGAGUGGCGGCGAGCAGAGUCCUCGAUCUAAUGUUCGGGAGCAGGAUAGGUAUCUUCCUAUUGCUAACAUCAGUCGCAUCAUGAAGAAGGGCUUGCCUGCUAACGGUAAGAUCGCCAAGGAUGCGAAGGAGAUCGUGCAGGAAUGUGUCUCCGAGUUCAUUAGCUUCAUUACCAGCGAAGCAAGUGAUAAGUGUCAGAGAGAGAAGAGGAAGACUAUUAAUGGGGAUGAUCUUCUCUGGGCUAUGGCUACUUUAGGGUUUGAAGAUUUCAUUGAUCCUCUCAAGACUUACUUGAUGAGAUACAGAGAGGUGAUUUAACUUCCAUCUGAUUCCUUCGCUUGGUUACCUAGAAUGAAAAUGUUGAAAUAAUGAGUAUGAUUUAGUAUUUCUGACACAUUUUGUUCUGUUUCAAGAUGUAAGUUACUUUUGAAUUUGGUGUUGAGUUGUAUAUUUUGCCUUACUGGUAGUGUUAAGUUUGUUAUAAAAAGUUUCAUCUAACUGAUAGAUCUUUUCCUUUUUUUUUUUUUGUGUGUGUGCGUGUUAUAUUGGUUGGUUGGGACACUACAGAUGGAGGUAAGUUCAUAUUCUUGACUCAUGAUUUUACUUUACUAGUUUUUCUGUGAUCCCCCCAACUUUCUCUCUUAUAUUGUGUUAUUCUGUAAUUGAGCUGGUUUUACUGAUGUUCUGAUUGACAAUUUAUGGUGUUUGAUAGGGUGACACUAAGGGGUCAGCUAAGGCUGGGGAGGCAUUUGCGAAGAAGGAUGUCCAAUCAAGUUCAAAUGCACAGAUUGCUCACCAAGGUUCAUUCUCGAGAGGUGUUAAUUAUGGGAAUUCUCAAGCCCAACAUCUGAUGGUUCCUAUGCAAAAUACAAAGUAGUAAUGCGCACUGCCUUCAACAAGUUCCGGAUCCCAUUCAAGAUGUUGCUCGAGUGCUGAUAACAAGGGAACCAACAUUAUGGGUACUUUUCAUCCUCCUGUUCGUGCAGACAAUUAUUUUAUAAUAUGGUUUUGUAUAUUUGGUUGUUCUUUAAAUAGUCAUUCUUUGGAAUUGAGUGACUAUUCAAAGAAAUACUGUAAUUAUUAGUGUUUAUUGUAGACUUUGCCACCCCUGGGCUAGGUUGUUGUAACAUUUGAUAAGACAUGGUUAGAAAACAUCCCAUUUUAUUGUUCCCUUUAAUUAUUAUUUUGGACAAUGUAAGGAUUAAUGUUCCAUAGUAUUUCAUAAUGCUGAAUUUCAUAGAUUACUAUGGUCCCCUCAUGUAGGUAUUGAUAUUGAAGCUGCCAAUUCUGUACCACACGCAGCUGUGCCUGUAAUCUCUUAGCCUCAUCAUAAUUGUUCGGUAAUGAUUCAGUUACAAUAAAUUUUCCUGCAAUUUUUUUCCAAUAUGAUGUUGCAUCAAAUAAGUGCAUGUAUGCAUACUUAUUAUUCAUGCCUUGCCCUAAGUUAAAAGAGUCCAUCGCAAUCACUCUGCUACUAGUUUGAUGUUGCAAUAAAAUAUUGAGGGCAAU